Orbilia oligospora ATCC 24927 is the source of this 1011-nucleotide messenger RNA. RefSeq lists its product as uncharacterized. The coding region runs from base 1 to 1011 and encodes 336 amino acids. The record is from RefSeq and is a predicted model, not a curated record. Lineage: Eukaryota; Fungi; Ascomycota; Orbiliomycetes; Orbiliales; Orbiliaceae. The transcript has a single exon.
AUGAUGGUUCACGUUAGAACCCGAGAGACAGUCGACACCGUCAUCGGCUUGCUAUCCACAAAGCUCCCGGUAGAGCUGGCCUUGGACAUCAUCGAGCUAGCAGAAUAUUACCCUUAUUCAAUCAUCGGAUCACGAUCAGGAACCUCCAAUUGCUACUUCUAUCUAAGCAAGGGAACGAAAACGUAUUUAAUCGUCCAAAUCCCAUCUCUCGAUUCAAUAAAUAGCGGGGAAGGAGAUAUCCAACAAAACGCUGGAGAACAACAACGCGAACCGAGAAAACGGGUGGUCCGGAAGAUUGUCUUUAGAACUUCAAGUCACGAUCAAGGAUAUGGCGGCGAAGCUGGAUGUCAGGGCACUUAUAGAGGUGCAUUUAGUUGGUUGAGUGCGGACAUUUGGCGGAGGAAGACGGAAAACUAUAAAAAAGAUAUGGAAGCCGCUGUUGCGAGCGAAGCAAAGAUUAUCGAGGCAAACGGCGGGGAUAUUGAUGAUGAAGGAGAAUAUCACCACUGGUGCAUGCAUCAUGGAUAUACUAAAAUUGGAGAAGAAGAGGAUCAAGAUGAGAGUGAUGACGAAUAUUCCGAACCAGAUCCUUCCCCAGAGCAGCCUUAUGACGGCGAACAACAAGAAGAAGAAGAAAAGACGCUGGAGGCCGGACAACCGUUCCUACAGGGGGUUCGAAAAGCAAAGCAAGGUUAUUAUAAAGUCGGGAGCUGGGUAAUUCAAAGGAAUGUGUGUGCAAAACCUAUUUGGACGGAUCAUGAAAUUGUUUGGGAUGCUACGGUAGAUGGCCCCGGACCAAACGUAGAACUCUGGGAGAGCCAGGAUGGGUAUAAAGAUGAAAAUGGACAACUGAUGGCUACAGGAUGGCUGAAAAAUGGGAGAGUAAACAACAGUAUUUUUGUAAAGGAGUUAAGGGAAGGAGAUGAAGUGAGGGUUAUGUUGCAGGCUCAAUUUGGGGGUUGGAGCUGCACUGCGUCCCGCUGCGAGGUUGAGUGCUGGUGGAAUCUUUGA